Messenger RNA from Drosophila grimshawi, 2255 nucleotides. Its product is annotated as synaptotagmin-5. Gene Ontology annotation, cellular component: membrane. The coding region runs from base 157 to 2001 and encodes 614 amino acids. The transcript has 7 exons. NCBI's taxonomy places the organism in Eukaryota, Metazoa, Arthropoda, Insecta, Diptera, Drosophilidae. Gene Ontology annotation, molecular function: syntaxin binding; phosphatidylserine binding; calcium-dependent phospholipid binding. The record is from RefSeq and is a predicted model, not a curated record. Gene Ontology annotation, biological process: regulation of calcium ion-dependent exocytosis; cellular response to calcium ion; regulation of dopamine secretion.
ACUCAACAGGGAAAAUCAAAGCAAGAGAUUCGACAUAGCCAAGAAGUAACAAUUUAACUGUACUCCUGCUAGAAACUUAGGUGUUCUCAGUAUUUUAACAGUAAUCGGUCAAGUACAAGAAAUCGAGUGUGAAGUUAAAGUUGAAUCAGUGUUAAAAUGAGUGGCCUGGGUCCGGCAGCCUGCUGGCUGGCACACAAGCGCAUCGAGUCCUGGUCCCGCAUGGCCAAGGAGCGUGUCGGUGCCGUUCGUCGUGUUACUCUCGAUCGCAAUUCGGCUGACGAAAGCAGUGGCAGCGGCAGUGGUGGUAGUGGCUCCGGCAGCGGUGGCAGUGGCAGUGGCAGCAGUAAUGGUUGCACCCAAAUCUUGCCGGGUAGUGAUGGGGCGGCCUCAUCGACGACGCCACCGCCGCCACAGCAGAUGACGCCACCGCCAUCGGCAUCAUCGGUCACAUCGACUACCAGUGGCAUUGGCAGCGUUUCGGCUGGUAGUGUCAGCGAUAGCUGUGAUCUGCCCACGGAUUCAGAGGAAGUCAACAUUUCGAGAGAGACACAUCCCGUACAACCGGCAACACAGCUGCAUGGAAUACCUUGUGUACCCAAUCAUCCGCUCUCCGCAGAUGCUAUACGUGGUCCACCCGAGCUCUUUCACAGCCCCUUGCACUUGCACCACCAGAGCCGAUCCUUUCCGCCGCGCCUGCAGCGCACACCAUCGAUAUCCAGCCAGAGCAGUGUGGACAGCGCUCCGUCCAGGCAGUCGGGACACCGUGGUUCCUCGCCCCAGAUACGCACUUUUGGACCUGAUGGACGUAGCUCACUGCCAAGUGAGUCGGCUUUUCCUCAUCAUCUGGCCCGAUCGCCCAGCCCCAUGCGGACAAUUUCGCUGGACGCGCGCUGCAGCAGCCCGGCUUCAACGGAUGUGAGUGUCCUGCGCACACCGAGUCCUUCGCAGAGUAGUCUGGCUUCCCUAUCGGGUGGUGGUGUCAUUGGAUCGGCACCCAAUAUGGUCAUGAGUGGCAUCGGAGCGCCUCCUGUCUGCAGAGGUGUGGGCGUGGCUGGUGGUCGCUGUUUAUCGCCGCUGCUGAUACCGCCACGCCAGCAGCCUGGUGUCGAUCCAACUGUGGGCCCCGCUUCGCCACUGGGCGCACUGCAACCGGAUCUAUAUCGCAUGCCGGACGGACCCGUGUAUUUGACAGCUCCCGGCACCAGUCAUGCCGUUGGCCGCUUGCAUUUGCGUGUGAAAUACGAUUAUCAUCUAUUCGAUUUGACGGUGCACUUGAUUGAGGCACACAAUCUAAGCCCGAUUGAGGAGGGUGGCUUCCGAGAUCCUUAUGUGCGUCUCAUGCUGCAGCCGGAUGUGGAUAGCCGUAAGCGACAGACGCACAUACAUCGCGGCGAAUCGAAUCCCUACUUUGAUCAGCACUUCAAAUUUCCGGUUUCACGCGAUCAGUUGCAGGGCAAAGAGUUAGUUUUGCAGGUGCUCGACUAUGAUAGGUAUUCGCACAACGAUAUUAUUGGCGAAGUGCGCAUUUUCGUUGAUGGCCUCGAUCUAUCCAAAUCUGUUGAGAUAUGGGGCGACUUGUUGCGCACUAAGAAGCCCAAAGAGGAUCGUCCGGAGCUCUUAUGCUCUUUGAACUAUCUACCACAGGCCGAGCGUCUGACUAUUGUCAUAAUGAAGGCCAGAAAUUUGGAUACCAUUCAAGAGCCCUAUGUCAAGAUUUACCUAAUACAAAAUGGCAAGCGCGUCAAGAAGAAAAAGACAAGCAUUACAAAGUCGGAUGAUUUAACCAAUCCCAUUUGGAACGAAGCAUUCACAUUUAAUUUACAAUCAAAUUAUCUACACAGUUCGGCCAUUGAGAUCUAUGUGGUUGGAGCGGGCAGUGAAGCAGCGGAAAUUGGUUGUUGUGGCCUUGGUCCACAGGAAAGUGGCACUGGUUGCCAACAUUGGCACGACAUGAUUAACAAUGCACGCAAACCCACAGCCAUGUGGCACUACAUCCGCUAAGCAAAUGGACGAAGCUCCGGUGGGGCGGAAGGGAGCACUCUCGGCUUCAGUAAAGAAGAAAAAUGAAAAAAGAUCGAUUUUUGAAGCUGUUUUUUAAGUACAAAUACUUAGUGAAAUAUGAACAAACAGCGUUCACCGUUGAAUUGACUCAAAGCAUGGGCCGUCAAAUAAUUAAAACGUUAAGCAAAAUUUCUCGUGAAUUUAAAUGUGACAUACUAUAUACAUAUACUAUAAUUUUUAAAGCAAAUUUUCUU